Molecule: messenger RNA, 805 nt
Organism: Parathielavia appendiculata
Lineage: Eukaryota; Fungi; Ascomycota; Sordariomycetes; Sordariales; Chaetomiaceae
Product: NAC-domain-containing protein
Exons: 3
Coding region: 1-459 (152 amino acids)
Cellular component (GO): nascent polypeptide-associated complex; cytosol
Source: RefSeq, a predicted model, not a curated record
AUGGCGGACGUUCAGGAACGGCUCAAGAAGCUUGGUGCUUCUGCUCGCAUCGGUACUGGCAAGGGCACUCCCCGGAGAAAGGUGAAGCGCGCUCCCGCACGGUCGACCGGCGACGACAAAAAGCUGCAGCAAUCGCUCAAGAAGCUCAAUGUCCAGCCCAUCCAGGCCAUUGAGGAGGUCAACAUGUUCAAGAGCGACGGCAACGUCAUUCACUUCGCCGCCCCCAAGGUCCACGCCGCUGUGCCGGCCAACACCUUUGCCAUCUACGGCAACGGCGAGGAGAAGGAGCUGACGGAGCUCGUCCCCGGUAUCCUGAACCAGCUCGGGCCUGAUUCGCUCGCCUCUCUCCGCAAGCUGGCCGAGAGCUAUCAGAGCAUGCAGAAGGGCGAGAAGGAAGCUGAUGAUGAUGAUAUCCCGGACCUCGUUGCUGGCGAGAACUUCGAGAACAAGGUCGAGUAAGCGACCGGAUGCCGAAAAUAAAAACUCUAUCGAAAUGUGCCUUGCUUUCUUCUUUGCUCCAGGUCUGGUGGGGGCAGAACGAAAUCGAUCUCUCGCUGAAACGGUUAACGGCGUCUUGGUACCGACACUUUGCAUCAGGCCUCCGAGGGUCUUGGCCAGGGAGGAUAGGAAGAAACACGUGUGCUCCUGAGCAUCCCACUGCUUUGUUGGAGAUGUAACGUGCCCAUGCCUAAAGGAAGCAACGCGGGUCAUGAAGUUUUGUUUGUGUGAUAUAGUUGCCAGAAUGACAGGUGUCUGCAGUACCUGGAUAUAUCACAAACUGAACUCUCCAUCACCGCAGUUCCUC